GGCUGAAUCAAGUUGGGAGCUGCUGUGUCUCUGUCUGGCCGACCAAUGCAGUGCGUAGGGACGGCCGCCCAGCCCGACGAAAACAUGAAUGGAGCGGGGGAGCAGGUGGACAUCCUGCCCCCAAACUGCUUGGUAAAGGACCGAUGGAAAGUGCUGAAGAAAAUUGGUGGGGGAGGUUUCGGGGAGAUCUACGAGGCGUUGGACCUGCUGACCAGGGAGAAUGUGGCUCUCAAGGUAGAGUCAGCCCAGCAGCCUAAACAGGUCCUCAAAAUGGAGGUGGCUGUCCUCAAAAAACUGCAAGGAAAAAAUCAUGUCUGUAAAUUCAUUGGAUGUGGAAGGAACGAGAAGUUUAACUAUGUGGUCAUGCAACUUCAGGGGAGAAACCUAGCGGACCUGAGGAGGAGUCAACCCCGUGGCACCUUCACCAUGAGCACCACGCUACGCCUGGGCAAACAGAUCCUGGAGUCCAUAGAAGCAAUCCACUCUGUGGGCUUCCUGCACAGAGACAUCAAGCCUUCAAACUUUGCCAUGGGUCGACUCCCCUCCACCUAUAGAAAGUGCUUUAUGUUAGACUUUGGCCUGGCUCGCCAGUACACCAACACUACCGGAGAGGUCCGACCACCCAGAACUGUGGCGGGAUUUCGGGGCACUGUUCGUUAUGCUUCAGUAAAUGCUCAUAAAAACAAAGAAAUGGGUCGCCAUGACGAUCUAUGGUCGCUAUUUUACAUGUUGGUGGAAUUUGCAGUCGGUCAGCUACCAUGGCGAAAAAUAAAAGAUAAGGAGCAAGUGGGUCAGAUUAAGGAGCGCUACGACCACAGAAUGCUGCUCAAACACAUGCCUUCUGAGUUUCAUGUUUUCCUGGAUCAUGUUUUAGGCCUUGACUACUUUACCAAACCAGAUUACCAGUUGCUGAUGUCGGUCUUUGAGAACAGUAUGAAGGAACGCAUCAUCACAGAGAACGAGUCUUUUGAUUGGGAGAAGGGAGGGACGGAUGGAGUGCCUCUGUCCACCUGCACGUCAACGCCCCCUCAACAGAACACACGACAGACCCCCGCUGUGGUCGGGGUGGUGAACGUGACUCUGAUUCCUGGGGAGCUGCCGAGGGAGAACACAGAUGACGUUCUACAAGAUGAGCACCUGAGUGACCAGGAGAAUGCUCCACCUGCAGUACCUAGCAGGCCUUGCGAGGGGACACGACCCCAGGCGGAAGGCGAGGCGUGGAACGACACCGACUUCAACCGCAACCAACUCAGGAUCAGCAUCAGCAAGGGACAGUUGGCUGCAGAGGAGGAGCCUGCUAGAGGGGUGUGUCCCGAGGCCCCUGUGGGUGGAGCUCCCCCAGAAAUGACUGGUGCUCAGGUCUGCGCUCUGCGGUACCGGAGGAUCAACAGCCCAGAGUCAGACCGUCUGUCCGCUGCAGAUGGGAGACCAGACGUCUAUGAUAAACGAGGGUCUCGUAUGGACAUCCUGGGAUCCCCGUCCCGCUACGUGCACUCCUCCCAGCCGGCCCAGAUGCACUCCCUGGAGGGAGGAGGUGGGGACCGGCAGGGUGGCGGUGGGAGACCAGGCCAGGAGGUCUCCGUUGCCUCCGCGGCUGACCCCGAGGCCCACAGUAACGCCUUCAUCCGGUCUGUACCACUCGCCGAGGAGGAAGACUUUGACAGCAAGGAGUGGGUGAUCAUUGACAAGGAGACUGAGCUCCAGGACUUCCUGGGUCUCCUGGGCCCGGGUGCCGAGCCCACCACCUCGGGGCCCACCACCGAUGAGGAGCCCGAGGAGCUGAAGCCCCUGGAUGAACUGGAGGAACGGAGGAGGUUACGGGGAGCUGUAGGUGGAGAGGUGGUGGUGAGGCCUAAGAUGCGAGCAGGAGGCAUAGUGGCACUUCCGGAAGGGGAGGGGUCUAAUGGGGCUAGUCCUGGACACUCGGGUUAUCACACUCUGCCUCAUAGCCGUGGACAAAGACCACGGCCGCAGUCGGAGCACUUUGGAGCUCAAGGACAGUUGGAGGAGGACAGGCCCCACCCCCACCACUCUUUCCCGAGGCCCAACCAAUUGAGGAGAUUGGCGUCGUACGUGUUCUCGUCCUCUACCCUGGAGACGGAGCAGUAUCCCCAUGGUAAUUCGGAAGCUGGGGCGUUGAUCCAGAGAAGCCGCUCAGCCGAGAGCAGCCCCGCCCGUCUCCCCUCGCGCCGCCACAUACCCCUGGCCCAGGAGCAGAUCAACACAUACCAGGUUGGCAGUGUGGAGGACCAGAGAGAGAGACCUGACCUUACCAUGCUGGCCCAGCAUCGCAUACAUCGGGUGGACUUCCUCUCUGCCAUGCUCACCGCCACCCUUCCGCCUCUCCAAACCUCUUUUGAGGUUGGUUCCGUAUCCCUUGUUGAGCAGGAUCGUGAUGGGGAUAUGAAUGGGGCCGGGGUUGGGUCCAGCGGUGUCGGGAGCCCCAAAAGCAGCGAGCACAGCCAGGAGGGUGAUGAUGGAGCGCCCUCUACUCUCCUUGCAGACGAGCCUCCUCUGGACUACCCUCACCGGGUCUCUACGGGAGUGGGGUUGGGGGGUGAUCCGGACCUGGAGCUGGAGGAAGGCUCCAAGACCCUGGUGCUCUUCUCCCCUGGAGACAUGAGGAAGUCCCUUGCCGUGGUGGGCGAUCUGCCCCCGGACAAUACCGGGAGCCACCAGGGGACCCUGGCUGCCGUCACACCCCAGUGCGAGAGAGCCCUGGGAGCUCUGGGAAGCCUGCUGGACGUGUCUGAGCCAGGUACUCUGUCCUCCCAGCUGAAGUCCGAGCCCAAAUCGUCUUUGACAGCCGUCACUGCCAUCCUGGUCAAUAUGGCGUCCAAUGUGGUUGCUCCCACUAGCACCUCCCCUCCUUUCACCAAAGUGGAGCGUACAUUUCUCCACAUUGCCGAGACCACCCACCAUAAUGUGAUGAGCUCCUCGGGGGCCCUGCAACCCAGGCUGCUGCUCCCCGGGCUGGUUGAGGAGCCCACAGCUGAACAAGAGUACUGCUUGGAGGGAGAUAAAGAGGAGGAUGUCUCCGAUGGAGAGAAAGAGAAAGGUAGGGAGAGCAGAUCCGAUGGGGACCUUUCAGAAAACGAUGUUGAGAAGGGGACGGAGAGGGAGUCUGAAAGUGAGGUCCCAAAGACAUACAACGUACACAGGAGGGAGAGUGGAUCAGAAGGUGACGUCUAUGAGAAAGUCGAGGAAGGGGACGAAGAGAGCAGGCUUGAGGAGAACAUUCCAGAGAGCGACGAGGAGGAUGAGAAAGAUGAGGAUGAGGAGAAGAGAGAUGGUAGGUCCAAGGGGGAAGUUCCAGAGAGAGAAACCCCAGGUUCCCCAGAUGGCGACAUGGCUAAGGAGGAGGAGGAAGAAGAUGUUGCAAACAAAGAGGUUGACGAGUUAAUCUCUCCAGAAAAAGAGAAGGAAGAAGAGACGGAACUUGGGGCGGAGGCUCCGCCAGAGAUACAGUCAAACCUCUCCUCUCCCAUUCUCUGUCCCUCCGAAGAACCUGAAGCCCAGGAUGUCCUGGUCGUUUCCACAGAAACCAAGUUAUACUCUGAACAAGAGGAUACCCCUAUUGCUGUUUCCCCUGAGAAGGCACCUGCCCAAGACGUGACAUUGGCAGAGAUGGAGAACCAGGUCCAGCUCAAACAAAACAUUGAGGCUUCUCCACAAGAAGAUCCUAAGGACUCUGGUGAUCCAGAAACAUUGGCAGUGCACCAGGUGGAGAGCAAAGAAGUGGCAGAGACUAGCAAACAAACCAGGCCUCGGAAACUGAGCCGAAUCCCGGUUCUCUCCCGGUCUGAGGAGGACACUGGCUCAGACCAGGACCAGUCGGCGGCGUCCCAGUCACUCAAGACUCGUCAGAAGGCCAAGCAACCUCACCUAGCCCGGCUGGUCAUGGAAAGGACACAAGGUCGUAUGCUAAGACUGGCUUCUGUUUCCUCAGCUUCGUCUGCGGAUGAUGGCUGUAAAGCAGCAGCAGAGACUCAGUCGGAGGAAGACACCCAUGAUGAGGACGACUCUCUGCCCAGGAAGGAGAGGGGUGUUGGCUGGGAAAGGGAGAGGCGUGGGGGGCGUCAAAGAAGCAGGAUACCCCGUCCCGUCACACCUGUUAAGCUGCAGGGUCCCUCUGUUACAGCAUCUGAUGCCAUCUCCCAAACUGGCACCAAUUCUAGUGUCCACAAGCCACAACUUUCAACUGUAUAUACUAGGCAUCAAUCUCACAAACCCAGGACCCCAAGCAUGAAUGUUCCACUGCACCAGAGAUCCCAGACUCUGCAAUCCCGACAUGGACCCGGGGCUGACUCCUCCCUAUUCUCCACCUCCCGAACCCCCCUGCGUGGGGUCAUCUUCCGAGCCCCUCACUCUGCAUUCCCCUCCCCCCGUAGCCUCAGCACCUCCCCCCGCAGCUACUCCACCUCCCGGACCGACAGCCCCUCCCCUCAGCGCCCACGACGGGGGGCUGCAGUCACAGAGGUCCGUAGGCAGCUCAUAUCUGUGCGGGCGCAGACUGCACUUCCGCUAAAACCCAGACCGCCUCAGACCGAGGACUCCUCUGCCACUGGGAUGCCCAGAAGGCGAGGCAAAUUUUACCCAUCGUCAUCUACAUCCACACCCACUAAGGGGAAGUUAGAUGCUUCUGAGAGCAAGACAGCCACCAGAUAA
Molecule: messenger RNA, 4668 nt
Organism: Salvelinus namaycush (lake trout)
Lineage: Eukaryota; Metazoa; Chordata; Actinopteri; Salmoniformes; Salmonidae
Product: tau-tubulin kinase 1-like
Exons: 15
Coding region: 46-4668 (1540 amino acids)
Biological process (GO): peptidyl-serine phosphorylation; signal transduction; peptidyl-tyrosine phosphorylation
Cellular component (GO): nucleus; cytoplasm
Molecular function (GO): protein serine/threonine kinase activity; ATP binding
Source: RefSeq, a predicted model, not a curated record